Talpa occidentalis (Iberian mole) is the source of this 939-nucleotide messenger RNA. It is a transcript of the gene ZNF784, whose product is annotated as zinc finger protein 784. Bases 1 to 939 code for a protein of 312 amino acids. Gene Ontology annotation, biological process: regulation of transcription by RNA polymerase II. The transcript is spliced from 2 exons. Lineage: Eukaryota; Metazoa; Chordata; Mammalia; Eulipotyphla; Talpidae. Gene Ontology annotation, cellular component: nucleus. The record is from RefSeq and is a predicted model, not a curated record. Gene Ontology annotation, molecular function: DNA-binding transcription factor activity, RNA polymerase II-specific; RNA polymerase II transcription regulatory region sequence-specific DNA binding.
AUGGCCGCCGCGCGCCCCGAGCCCGGGAGUCCGCGCUCGGCAGCCCCGCAGCCGCGAUCGCCGGCGCCGCCGGACCUGGUCCUGGUGCCCGACGACGGCCGGCCGGCCACGCCCCCGACGGACCUCAUCGAGAUCCAGGUGGUGAAGGUGGCGGACGCCCCGCUGGUCCCCGAGCCCCCCGAGCCGGGCUCGCUGCACUGUGCCUUGUGUCCGGCCGCCUUCCGGCUGGUCUCGGACCUGCUGUUCCACGAACACGGCCACCUGGCCAGGGCGGCGGGGGGCGGGCAGCGCGGGGACCCCAGCCGGUGUCACGUGUGCGGCCACAGCUGCCCGGGCCCCGCCAGCCUGCGCGCGCACUACAGCCUGCACACGGGCGAGCGGCCCCACCGCUGCCCGCUCUGCCCCCGCGCCUUCAAGGCCUUGGCGCCGCUGCUGCGGCACCAGCGCCGGCACGGGGCGGAGCCCGGGGGCUCGCGGCGGCCCCCGGAGGCGCCGGCGGCGGGCGCGCGCGAGCCCCGGCCCGGGGCGGCCCCGGAGCGGGCGGGCGCGGCGGCGGGGAAGCCCUUCGCGUGCAGGUUCUGCGCCAAGCCGUUCCGCCGCUCGUCCGACAUGCGCGACCACGAGCGCGUGCACACGGGCGAGCGGCCCUACCACUGCGGCGUCUGCGGCAAGGGCUUCACGCAGUCCUCGGUGCUGAGCGGCCACGCGCGCAUCCACACCGGCGAGCGCCCCUUCCGCUGCGCGCUCUGCGCCCGCACCUUCAACAACUCCUCCAACUUCCGCAAGCACCAGCGCACCCACUUCCACGGGCCCGGGCCCGGCGUGCGGGACCCCGGCGGCCAGAGGGCCGCGCGGGGCGGGAGCGCGGGCGGGGCGGGACACGCCCUGGAGGAGGGGCGCGGGGGGCCGGGCCGGGCGGGGCUGGGGGCGGGCCAGUAG